GUCUGCGAGUUGUUUUUUCAACAAGGAUGCCACAAGAACGUGAUGCCAAGAGACCAAGGGCAUGAUGACAAGCCAAGCUCAUCUUUAAACCACUCCAUAACCAGAGGGACAGAGAUGACAGACAAGUACACGGCGCUGAUCGACCAAGCGAGCUUUCAACACAUGUCGGCAGAGAUGAAUGCAUUCGACGACAAGCGCGAAGUAAUCAUUCGCCAAUCUCGAGACAUUCUCAAAGCCAGCAAGCAAGCGAUCUUCUCCAUGCAUCGUGGGGCGCUAGACGACGCGACGGCCAAAUUAGCCGAGGCAGAUCGCGUGAUUUCCCAAUUGGCACCCCUCAUUGAGGUGGAUCGGUCGCUGCGGACGGGAUCGUUUGCCGCUGCCAUGGAGGAAUAUGCCGAAGCUCAAUGUUUCCUGCACUUCCUCGAGCAUGGCACCCUCAUGUCCAUCGACAAGCUCCAUUCUGUCGAGCGCGAAGAGUACUUGUCGGGCGUCGUCGACUUUACGGGGGAAGUGGGUCGAUACGCCGUAGCUCAGGCCACCAAGCGCGACGUGGCCCAGGUUGAAGCAUGUCGUGACAUUGUCGAAGCCAUUUCUGGCGAGGUACUUCUAUAGCCAUUAUCAUAACCACUGACAUGUAUGGGAUCAAACAGUUGAUUCAGUUCAGUUUCCGCAACGGACCACUGCGGAAAAAGUACGACUCGCUCAAGUACAACCUCAAAAAGCUCGAGAAUACGCUGUACGAGCUGUCGCUUGUGCCAUCUGGAGGACGACCGUUCGAGUUGAAAGCGGACGAGCCAUUGCCACCUGGUGCCAACGACGACUUGAUCCAAUGACCACUUUCAUAACUAGUAAAUCCAUCGAUUCUUUGAAGUGUGUAUAUUUGGAAUCACACUAAUUUC
Messenger RNA from Aphanomyces astaci, 899 nucleotides. RefSeq lists its product as hypothetical. NCBI's taxonomy places the organism in Eukaryota, Oomycota, Saprolegniomycetes, Saprolegniales, Verrucalvaceae. The transcript has 3 exons. The record is from RefSeq and is a predicted model, not a curated record. Gene Ontology annotation, cellular component: cytoplasm; nucleus. The coding region runs from base 43 to 612 and encodes 189 amino acids. Gene Ontology annotation, molecular function: RNA binding; sequence-specific DNA binding; RNA endonuclease activity.